CCAUUCCGUACCUUUCCCAUUUCUUUUCCAAUUCAUUUCCUCCCUGUCCCUUUUCGUUUGCUGUUUCAGCCAUCCAAUCACACUACAAGAAGCUUGUACAAUGUCGUUUAGUCAGUUUCACAAUCCAAGUACGCUUGCGGGGGAUCCCUGGGAUUCAGGACUUCGCGACACAGAUGGAUCAAUUAUGUAUGAGACUGAUUGGAAAGUUCUCCGCGACGAGAUAAUCCGCCGUAAUGACGCUGAAACACUGAAACAAUACAUUGAGAAAUAUCCGGAAACCGGGCUGGAACCGGAACCGGUGUACUAUUACCCUGAGGUGUUUUUUGUGGCUACGCGGCAUGGAUGUGUUGACGCUCUUCGUGUACUGCUGGCUUACUACCAUGCCAAUUUGGAUAAGGCAGUGCCACUUGAGGAAAGAGAUAUAGUCUUGCUAAACAUCGCCUGCCGGUACGCGCAGCUGGAAACAGUACAUUUUCUACUGGACAGCCAGCCCCCGCUGGGAAACAUUCGCGACAAAUCUUCCGAGGGUGAAACGGCCCUCCUAAGCGCGGCAAAGUCUUUUACAUGGCUGGACAAGGUGACUAGUGACCAGAUUGAAGAACACCUGGCCCGAAGCGAACAAUUGAUGUAUAUGCUUCUCGACAGAGAUGCUUCAGUCCACGAUGUCACUAUAGCCCGGAACGAAUAUAACACUAGUCUCCCUCCGCAACCGCGCAACACUGUUCUCAGCCUGGCCAUUUCUAGAGCUAGCUACAAGCUAGUGAAACGUCUCAUUGAACAAGGAGCCAAUGUUCAUACCAAACAGGAGCAUGCGGACGCUAGAUUUGGGUUUGAAACUGAUCUCCGGGAUGUUACCGCACUUCACUAUGGAAGCAUCUACUGGAAUAUAGAGGGGGUCCGGGCGUUGCUGGAUCAUCCGGGUAAUGCCAAAAUUGCAGACAUAGUAUCGGUUCGUGAUAGUUUUGGAAUGCUACCAUUGCACUGGGCAGCUAUAGGCGAUGAUACACGGGAACAAGAGAGAUAUUUCAGAGAAGACGAAAUUCUCCCUAGGUAUAUUGAUAUCCUCAAAAUAUUAUUGACUGCCAAUCCGAGCACUAUCAAUAUGCAGGAUAACGAAGGGUCCACAGCCUUGCACUAUGUGGUAAUUAACUAUGUGGACACUAACAGAAAAGGUCUAAAGGAUAUUAUCCAAUUCCUAUGUGAGAAUGGUGCCGAUGCGAGUAUAUCAAACUAUGAAGGGCAAACAGCGUUACAUUUAUUAGCUCUAUGCUCUCGAGACUGUGAUCCUAUUGACACAGCUGUCAUAGAUUUAUUGAUUGCACAUGGCCUCGACAUCCACCAGACCGAUAAAUCCGGUGCCACGGCUCUCCACGCGAUGUCAAUGUGUUUACGACAGAUUCCGAUACUAAAGUAUCUUCUUAAACUCGGGGCGGACGCAACGAUUCAAGACUCAGAAGGAAAUAUGCCUCUUCAUAAACUUAUGACACGUCCGUACUUAAGGACAAAGAAUGUGACACUGGCUGAAAGGAUAGCAGCGCUGGACAAGAUUACGGUAGCCCUACAGGAAGCUGGCAAGGUUAAUAUGAUGAACCAGCCAAACGCUGCAGGGCAAACACCUCAACAACUACGUGCGAAAAUAGUGGCUAUGUGGCAGAAAGCGGAAGAGCAUAGAAUUGAACGAGACACUAGAGGGGUUCAAGGUUAUGGCCACUGAAUCCUGUUGAACAUAGGCACUGUAUUGGAGUG
Messenger RNA from Aspergillus caelatus, 1746 nucleotides. Its product is annotated as ankyrin repeat-containing domain protein. The transcript has 2 exons. Bases 101 to 1714 code for a protein of 537 amino acids. NCBI's taxonomy places the organism in Eukaryota, Fungi, Ascomycota, Eurotiomycetes, Eurotiales, Aspergillaceae. The record is from RefSeq and is a predicted model, not a curated record. Gene Ontology annotation, molecular function: protein binding.